GUGUUGCAUGUGCUUGACACUCAGUGUAGGGGUACUGCUAGGUAGAUGAGAUCAGCAGCAAUGGGCAUUGCUAGGACUGGUGGCAUGUUCUUGGCAGUUACCAUGGCAGAGCACACAUUUGUUGGCCUCAAUUGAAGAACCCCUUUGGGUAGUAGAUGGAUAAUAUUUGGAGUACGCUUUUGGGACUUGUACACAUAUUUGAAGAUUAUCUAUUCAGGAAUACCAAGAUAUUUUUUCAGCAAAACUGGGGGGAAAAAACAUCUUCCAAUGGAAAACCUUCAUUUCGUCAUGUAUUUCUAGAAAAUGGCUAGCUUUUCUUCUGUGUUUGUUUCAAUAUUGUUGGAGGGUUGGAAGGGAUGUAUUUCAUACAUAAUACCUGUACCUGAAAUGUAACCAGAUACAUAAUUCAUAUUGGCAGAAUGUCUCCGCCUCCACUGUGCAUGAUGCAGCUGGUAAUUGGUAGAGGCCACAAGUGAGACAUACCUCUCUGCAAUUAGUUUUUUCCAGUUGUCACAAAGAGCAGAGACCUACACACACGACAUACAGUACAGUAUAUAUAUAUACAUCUAUUUGCACUGUGCUGCACAGAUCAGCAUCUCUGCGGAGGCUUCUUUAGGAUUUAGACCUCAGAUUGGUCUGGAAAAAGAUGACGGAUCAAAAUAUGCAUUUUUUUAAAGCCUUUUUCCUGGUUUGCAUCGCUCUGUCUGCUACAACUACUGGUCAAUCAACUGUAGACACACCCACUACUGGUGCAACAGCUGCAGCCACAACCACUGCGGGGGCAACAACUGCAACCACAACCGCUGUGGGGGCAACAGCUGCAACCACAACCGCUGUGGGGGCAACAGCUGCAACCACAACCGCUGCAGGGGCAACAGCUGCAGCCACAACCACUGCUGGGGCAACAGCUGCAGCCACAACCGCUGUGGGGGCAACUGCUGCAACCACAACCGCUGCAGGGGCAACAGCUGCAGCCACAACCGCUGCUGGGGCAACAGCUGCAACCACAACCGCUGCGGGGGCAACAGCUGCAGCCACAACCGCUGCGGGGGCAACAGAUGCAACUAAUAACUCAACAGCUGGGACAGCAGUGACCUCAGCUACCAAUCCAGCAGGUCUGAUGUACUGCAAGACCUUUGCCUGUACAGGGAAUAACUGUUACACGAAUUACACAAAUCAAAAUGCAACCAUGUGCGCUACAAAUUACUCCUACUGCAUGCUCAACCGCACAGACAGCAGCUACAAUGCUGGCUGCAGUCAGACCUGUGCUGGAACAGCCAACAUGUGUAGCAAUGCCUCUUCGACCCAGUGUAUAAUGGAAUGCUGUGCCACCUCCCUCUGUCUUAGACUGAAUGGAACAAUUCAGGGGAUCCCCUCCACUGCAGGGACUACAUCUCCACCACCUAACAUGACAACUACAACUGUUGCUGUCGCAAACAAUGGAAAGAGCUGUCAGUCCUUCACAUGUAACGGAGACACGUGCUACAAAGGAAAAACCGAUGCGAAAUUCUGUCAGACUGGGAUGAACUACUGUGAGCUGAAAAAGAAGGUCUCUGGCGUCACCACAACCUGGACUGCAGGCUGCAGCAGCACCUGUCAAGCCACAGCCAGCGGCUGCACCUCCACCGCCACGGAUUGCCUCCAAGAGUGCUGCGAUGCCUCUGCUACAGUCUGUCUCAAACUCGAUGGCACUGUGAACAUCAAAGGUGCCGCGGAUACGCUCAGCACGGUACCACUGAUGAACCUGCUAACCGUUGCUUUUCUCGUUUUCAUUUCCAGCAGUCUCCAGCUCCACUAACGCUGUUUUAGAUGCACACCAGUCCAUGUCCUAUUUAUUUAUUUUGCAAGCAAUAAUGUGACUAAGAAAAAGAUAUAUAGGGCAUUUUUUCUGGAGUUUCUAAAGUAAAGUUUCUAUUGCUUUUAAAUGUAAUAUAUUAAUUACAUAUGUAAAUAUAAAUGAUACUUUCUCUACCUGUAUCUUACUGUGAUACAAGCUAUAGACGUCUAUGUACAAUGGCAUCCAGAAAAUGCUUCAAAUGUUUUUACUUAUACCCCAAGCAGUGUGGAGUAGUGGUUAGGUCUCUGGACUCUUGACCGGAGGGUCGUGGGUUCAAUCCCUGGUAGGGGACACUGCUGUUGUACCCUUGAGCAAGGUACUUUACCUAGAUUGCUCCAGUAAAAACCCAACUGUAUAAAUGGGUAAUUGUAUGUAAAAAAUAAUGUGAUAUCUUGUAACAAUUGUAAGUCGCCCUGGAUAAGGGCGUCUGCUAAGAAAUAAAUAAUAAUAAUAAUGUUUAAUGACUUAGCAAAAAAUACAUUCUUAUGGUACCGCCUUAUGCAUUAUUAUUUGUUACAUUAUCAUAUUUAAUUGACAAUUGCCUUUUUCAAAUACUGUUGUCUUGUAAUGCAAUUGUGAAAUAAAAUGAAGUGAACUAUUUUAAAGAGAGUAUAAUUAUUAAAUAAUAAAACUUUUAUUUAAUAUUGGUAUGUGGUGACUUAUUUAAGUGUCUGCCAUGUGAUGUUAAAAAUAAGUAUAUGAUUUAGAAGACAAAUAGUCUCCAGAUGAGAUGUUCACAGCCUUUUUCAAAUCCAGUUUGUUUAAAAAAAACAAAAGUGAAAUCAAAUUGUUCCAUGAAUGGUAAACUAAUCCCAUUCUUGCAUGUGUGUGGGCAGGGUUCCAUUCUACCUUUAGUGUGAAUACAUGAGUUUGAUAAUGAAAACUAGGGGAAAAAAAACAUGUUUACUACCAGCAAU
Acipenser ruthenus (sterlet) is the source of this 2754-nucleotide messenger RNA. Its product is annotated as mucin-21-like. The transcript has 9 exons. The record is from RefSeq and is a predicted model, not a curated record. Bases 647 to 1798 code for a protein of 383 amino acids. Lineage: Eukaryota; Metazoa; Chordata; Actinopteri; Acipenseriformes; Acipenseridae.